UCUGUCAGAGCAGCAGGUUAUCCUGUGGUCUGCUGCUUUGGUGGGGUCUCAAAAAAAAAAAACACUGGCAGAGCAAACACGACGACUCAUCUCGAAGCCGCUCCUAAUUAUUCUGCCUCCUCCAAUGGAUUUAUCACCACUACGGCCUCUGACGUCGUCGUCGUUCCUGUUUACAAUGGCCGCUUGUUGAGGAUGGAUCGUAUUCCUCGCAUCGCACCGAAGAAGCCUUUGAACGCCCAUUCAGCAGUAAUAGUUCGGUCAUUGACGUUGGAGUGAUCUACCCGUGCAAUGGCAGUUUUCAGCCAUCAGGUGCUCUUUGCUGUUACGAGAUCCAGGGGAUCGUAUCUUUUAUUCCAGCGACACAGCUGUUCCUCGCUGUCUUCCAAAGCCUACGUCCACAUAGAACCUCUACGCAACAUCCCCUCGUCGGCAAACCCACUCAGGCACUCCCGCUAUGGCCACCUCCGCUCUUACCGAGACCACAACCUGGCCUGCAGCCACAGCUCUGUUCUCCUCACCCGCUCUCUGCACAGUUCUGUCGUUUGGCUUCAAGACAUUAAAAAGGAGAAUAAAACCUCACCCCCUGCUCAGAAUUCGGCAUCGGGCGAGAAAAAUGACACGGAGGCUGCCGUAGCCCAGCCACAAACGCCACCGCCACCCCCUCAGACACCCGCUGCUGCCGCCACUGUGCCCACAGCGCAGGAGAGGGCUGUGGUGAAGAAGGCUCUGUAUCUCAGGAUUGUCGACGAGCUGAAGCAUUACUAUAAUGGCUUCCGGUUACUUGGCAUCGACACCACAGUUGCAGGCAGGAUGGUGUGGAGUCUGCUGCACGGACAGAUCCUCACACGCAGGGAAAGGAGAAGGCUCAUGAGGACGUGCGCCGACCUCUUCCGUCUGGUACCCUUCAUGGUGUUCAUCAUUGUCCCAUUCAUGGAAUUCCUCCUUCCCGUCUUCCUAAAGCUCUUCCCAGACAUGUUGCCUUCCACCUUCGAGACGGAGUCCAAAAAGGAGGAGAAGCAAAAGAAGGGCCUUGCUGCGAAGCUUGAACUUGCCAAGUUUCUCCAAGAGACCAUUGCUGAGAUGGCUCGAAGGAACAAGGCUACAGCUCAGAGCGAGGAUGAGACUCAACGCUUCUCCACAUAUGUUCAGCAGGUUCGGGGAACCGGCGAGCAACCCACCACCAAGGACAUUGUCCGCUUUUCUAAGCUGUUUGAGGACGAGCUGACGUUGGAGCAUCUAGAGCGUCCCCAGCUGGUGGCCCUGUGCAAACUGCUGGAGCUGCAGCCCAUCGGCACCAACAACUUGUUGCGAUUUCAACUGAUGUUGCAACUCAGGACCAUCAAGUCAGACGAUGAGAUGAUUGCAGCAGAGGGUGUGGCCGCAAUGAGUGUGUCAGAGCUGCAAGCAGCUUGUCGUAGCCGGGGAAUGAGAUCUCUCGGUCUUACCACAGAUCAGCUUCGUCUGCAACUGCAGCAGUGGCUGGACCUACACCUGAAUGAGAAUGUUCCUCCAUCGCUGCUGCUGCUCUCCAGAGCCAUGUACCUGACUGACCUCAAACCCAAAGCCCCAGUCAUCCCACCUGUACCCAAACUUGAGAAAACCACUCCAGUGGAGAAUAAUAAAGCAAACGGGACCUCAGUGAGCUCUGAGAUUCUGUCGGAUCCUGCACUCGUCAUCAAAGACAGGCCGGGAGAAGAGAUGAGGAACAAGGCUCUUGUCUUGGCAGACAAACCUCUGACUGCUGCUGAAGUUCUCCAGGCAAAAGCAGCAACUGAAGUGUCCCAGAAGAGCAAGAUGAGUGCCAAUGGUGUGUAAAGAGAAGUACGCGUGUCUGGAGUCAAAAGGCGAGGUGAAUUUAGGCAGCCCAGAGCCAUUAACAAGGACGCUGCGCUCAAUAAAGGGCAAUGCGCUCAAUUGACAAGCUAUCAAUUUGUUUACAUCUCUCUAGUUCCUACUUAAGCAGAGAUUCGCCGGAGAUGGUAACAAUUGUAGAUGACGUGAUGGUGCUGUGGAUUCCACACUUGUGCACUCCAUAAUGGUCUCUUCCCCAAAACUCUGCAUUAAUGGCUUGAAAUUUCACAUGGCUUGAUGGUAUAAUUCAGUUUGAUCCAAUUUGUCCUGGAAACACUAUCCAAACCUCGCGUGAUGCAGCUUGGCCACUGCCACAACGGUGACUCCCUUUUGUUCCACAUGGAUUCCUGCUCCUGUAAAUUUGUAAAUGUUGUGUAUAUUGUUAUGUCUUACAUUAUCGCAGCAGCAGCUUUGUACAGUUUGCUACGCAAACUCAUGAAAUGAUCGAAGCUCCUAUUAUUACCAAUUUCUUUGCCUGCCAGUUGCCCCUGUUUAACAUAUGAGAGACAGAAAUACUUACCCGUCCACCAUCCUUUUCAACGCAAACUGGACCAUGUAGACCAUGUGUAAACCAACCUGUAGGCUCCAUCAGUUGACUGGAACGGGUUCCGUGGCACAUGGUGCUGUAGUUAUCAAAAGAAGACUGGUGUGUUCAGAGAGAGAGUUCACUCCUUUCAUGCAGACAAGACUGAGGCAGUGUUAUCUGCCUUAUUUUAUUUGACUAUACUGCAGUGUUUGUAUUGUUUUGACACUGUGAAGCUUGGCUUUCAUGAAGCUGAAGACAAUAUACUUGAUGUUAUCCAGAAAUAAAUUUUAUUUAUGAGAGAUCUUAAAGCUACCAACUAAUAGGCAUUAUUUUUUUAUGUGCUUUGAAAAGAUGGACAAGUGUAACCUUAUGACUGAUCCACCACCUGCCUGAAAUUGUCCUCUCAUAAAUAUAAGACUGUGUGGUAAACUUUGUUUACCACAUUGGUGUACUGUAUAUAUAAUACCAUUUUAAGUGAUUUAGUCACCCGUUUUGAGUGAUUUAGUCACCCUGAUCUGUUUCAUUGUUGGCCAAGUUCACACCACAAGAAACAUUUACAUUAUCUAUCCAUGGGCACCUGCCAGCAGUGGAUGCCAUACAUGAAAUUAUAUUUUUGGGGUUUUACAAAUGUGCCUGUAAGGUUAAAGGGCGGUUGUUUUCUUGGGGUUCAUUAUUGUCUCAGUAACUGUAUUCAUUCAGAGUGCUGUUUUGUACGUUUCCUCUUUAAAGCAGGGGUGGGAAACCUAUGCCUUGUGCAUUUGAUUCGGUCUGCUGUGCAAUUGUCAAAACCAAUAAAACCUCUGAGGAACUGUUAGAAAAAGCUCCAAAACAUUUAACUCAAAAUUCCUAUAUACUGUAAUGAUAAACACUUUGUUAAAUUGUUGUGUCAUAAAACCUCUGAGGAACUGUUAGAAAAAGAAAAGCUCCAAAACAUUUAACUAAAAUUCCUAUAUACUGUAAUAAUAAACACUCUGUUCAAUUGUUGCCUCACAUCUUUUCAUAAAUUGAGUAUGUCCCUCUGGGUAGUGAAAAUUGUCAAAUCUAUCAAUAAAUGGUUCGUGAUUUUUAUUUUUAAAUGUUCCCCAUUCCUGCUUCAUUCCUGUACCCUUGGAUCCAUCCUUUAUGGAAAAAAAAAAAAAACUUGAGAGAAUAUAUGUUAAAAAAAAAUGCAUAUUUGUUCUGUCAUUCUGAGUGGAUGUGGACUUUUUCAAAAAUAAGUUUGAUUUGUUUGAGCUAAGAGAAAUUUGUCAAGUUGAUGUGAUGCUCUUGCUGUUGUUAUCUUUCCUGAUUUAAAAUUGUUAGUACUAUGUACUGCUAGAUUAAACUAUUUGUCCACUGGAA
Messenger RNA from Phycodurus eques (leafy seadragon), 3718 nucleotides. It is a transcript of the gene letm2, whose product is annotated as leucine zipper-EF-hand containing transmembrane protein 2. Gene Ontology annotation, molecular function: ribosome binding. Gene Ontology annotation, biological process: intracellular monoatomic cation homeostasis. The record is from RefSeq and is a predicted model, not a curated record. Gene Ontology annotation, cellular component: mitochondrial inner membrane. NCBI's taxonomy places the organism in Eukaryota, Metazoa, Chordata, Actinopteri, Syngnathiformes, Syngnathidae.